UAAUCCCUCGAACUGUGAGCCACACAACUCUCCCCAAGACCCAAAACUCCACCUGCAUCUUUCUUCGACUCAUCCCUUUUUCCCUUUUAUCUUUUGGUAUUUUUCCUCUCCCUUCCCUCUUUAAUUAAAAUCUUCUAUGUUUGCUGCACAAGCCAGCUGAGAAUACAGUUGAGACCCCCAUUAAUGAAUGACACCCCUCUACCUAUCCGUCGUUUUGCCAAUCCCAUCCUUGGCCCCCUUCUGCUCUGUCCUCCCCUGCUUUAGCAGUUCCAUCAUUCAACCCCCAUCCCCUGCAUGUGCUUCCUGCCAUUAUUCUUUAAUGGCCUGCAUUCAUCCCCCCACCUGCAAUUUCAUGCCCCCCCUCCAUUUUUAUACCCUCCCCCCCUCCUCCUCCUUCCCCAUUCCAUCUCCUACUAUAAUCCCACUCCUCUGUUUUUCUCUCUCUGCACUCCUCUGUUUUUCUCUUUCUGUGAUCGACUACCAUGGCCACUCUUUCUUCAUCUGUUUCUUCUUCUCUUUCUUCCUACUACCAUCUCUUCUUCACUGCUACAGCUUUUCUCCUAUCCAGUUUGAUCUUUUUUCUCUCCCGGAAAGCCAAAUCGAAGCGCAGGUUCAAGCUCCCUCCGGGGCCUCCUGGCUGGCCGGUCGUCGGCAAUCUCUUCCAAGUCGCCGGCUCCGGCAAACCCUUUUUCCAGUACGUGAAGGGCCUGCUUCCCAAGUACGGCCCAAUCUUCACUCUCAAAAUGGGGACCCGAACCAUGAUCGUCAUCAGUAGCGCGGAGCUGGCCCACGAAGCACUCGUCCAAAAGGGCCCCGUAUUCGCGACCCGGCCCAGAGAGAACCCGACCCGGAACAUCUUCAGCAACAACAAGUUUACCGUCAACGCCGCCGUCUACGGCUCCGUGUGGCGGUCCCUGCGGCGGAACAUGGUGCAGAACGCCCUCAGCGCCACCCGCCUCAAGGAGUUCCGCAUGGUCCGAGACGCCGCCAUGGACAAGUUCGUGAACCGGCUCCGGGUCGAGGCGGAUUCGGCUGGAGGAGCGGUUUGGGUCUUAAAGAACGCCCGGUUCGCCGUGUUCUGCAUUCUCCUGUCGAUGUGUUUCGGGCUGGAGAUGACCGAGGAGAUGAUCGACCAGAUGGACCAGAUGAUGAAGACAGUUUUGAUUACUCUAGACCCGAGACUGGACGAUUAUCUCCCAAUCCUUAGCCCAUUAUUUUCGAAGCAACGAAAGAGAGCCUUGGAAGUUCGUAAAAAGCAGAUCGAGACACUGGUACCCUACAUCGAGAAACGCCGGUCGGUUCUGAAAAACCCAGGCUCGGACAAAAUGGCGUCGUCGUUCUCCUACCUCGACACUCUCUUCGCUCUCGAAAUCGACGGCCGAAAAGCGUCAUUGAGCCACGGCGAGAUCGUGUCGCUCUGCUCGGAAUUCCUCAACGGCGGGACCGACACCACGGGAACGGCGAUCGAGUGGGCCAUCGCGCGGCUCCUCGACAACCCCCGGAUUCAGGCGAAGCUCUACGAGGAGAUCCGGACGACGGUCGGCGAUCGCCGGAAGGUCGAGGAAAAGGACCUGGAGAAGAUGCCGUAUCUGAACGCGUUCUCGAAGGAGCUCCUGCGGAAGCACCCGCCAACGUACUUCUCGCUGACGCACGCAGUGGUCGAGCCGGCUACGCUGGGGGGGUUCGACAUCCCGACCGACACAAACGUCGAGUUCUUCCUGCCGGGGAUCUCGGAGGACCCGAAGAUAUGGUCCCACCCGGAGAAGUUCGACCCGGACCGAUUCCUGUCAGGCGGGGAGGACGCGGAUAUAACGGGUGUCAGCGGGGUGAAGAUGAUGCCGUUCGGGGCCGGCCGAAGAAUAUGCCCGGGGCUGAGCAUGGCGACGAUCCAUAUCAAUCUGAUGCUGGCGAGAAUGGUGCAGGAGUUCGAGUGGAGCGCGUGGCCGGAGAAUGGGAAGGUGGAUUUCAGCGAGAAGUUCGAGUUCACGAUGGUGAUGAAGAAUCCUCUUCGAGCUAUGAUCAAACCCAGGGUAUGAUAAAUAAAUUAUAAUUAUAAUUAAAUAUAUACAUAGAUAUCAAUGAUUUUUAAUUUGAGGUUUUCGUACAGAAAAAUACGGACUUCUCUAUGUUCGUAUUUUAGCAUUUUUUUUUUUUUCUUGAAUUACGCCGUGUGACUGUGGAUGUUGUGUGUGUUUAUGGUUGGUGAAAUUUGGUAAUGCACUUUGGUAAUUAUGUUUAGCA
Molecule: messenger RNA, 2241 nt
Organism: Malania oleifera
Lineage: Eukaryota; Viridiplantae; Streptophyta; Magnoliopsida; Santalales; Ximeniaceae
Product: cytochrome P450 77A2-like
Exons: 1
Coding region: 483-2036 (517 amino acids)
Cellular component (GO): membrane
Molecular function (GO): heme binding; iron ion binding; oxidoreductase activity, acting on paired donors, with incorporation or reduction of molecular oxygen, NAD(P)H as one donor, and incorporation of one atom of oxygen
Source: RefSeq, a predicted model, not a curated record